AUGGCGACGACGACGACGCAGGUUGGCGUUAUCGGCGGCGUUCUCAAAGCCGAUUUGGGGAAUGAUCGAAGGUCCUAUCUCACGAUGGCCGAGUUUCCAAUCGUCACCGACAAGCCGAUCUCAGUGGUCCCAUUCAAAUUCGGACGCAAUCUGCAACUUGUCAAAGCUUGCCAUCGACUUUCCGGCCACGCCUACGCUGUGCCAUACGAACAACUACCAUGCGAUUCAUGCACCUACGACGAGGAGACCGAGGUCCUUCUCGUCCAUAUCAACGACAAUCUGACGACACUUCGACGAAUCGCCGUCUUCCUUUGCGUUCAGGCCGACAUGGCCGAUCAAGAGCCGCAAUCGGCCGCCUAUUACGACGCCAACGGUCAGCCGGUGUUUCAAUGUCGCGAGCAUCUCGCCCAUCGCGUUUUUCCGCACUUGAACGAAAUCACCGACGAGUUUGGUGUGAAGCAUUUGGUGACGCAUGGCGACGUCAAAACCAAAUUGGACUUGGAGUUGCCGUCGCAUUUGAGGCAAUUCCUCCGAAUCGAAACCCAGCCCUAA
Messenger RNA from Caenorhabditis bovis, 552 nucleotides. Lineage: Eukaryota; Metazoa; Nematoda; Chromadorea; Rhabditida; Rhabditidae. The record is from the annotation of a GenBank genome assembly.